AGAGCAGAGGAAGGAGACGACAGACGAGCUGAAGGCUGCCUGCCCUGUGUUGUGUCUGUUGGCUGCAUCUAGAGAGCUGCUAGUGGCCGGUCUAUGGACGGCCGAAGGGACGUCGACGACGGUGGCGUCGCCGGAGCGGCGGCGCAGGAGCGGCGGUGGCGCGGUGGCGGUGGCGACGACGAGGAGAGUAGUGGUUUGAGCAACGGCGGCGGCGGCGGAGGAGGCGUUGAGCUCAGCCUGCGCCUCAGGACGGGGGCGGACGACGGUGCCGCGACUGCGGCUGCUCUUCCUCCGCCGCCGCUGCCGCCGCCGGCGGAGGCGAGGAGGAACAUGACCAUCUUCUACAACGGCCGGGUGUGCGCCGCCGACGUCACCGAGAUCCAGGCAAGGGCGAUCAUAUCCAUGGCGAGCGAGGAGACCCUGGCGGACCACCGGGGACGGCGGCGGCGGCAGCAGCAGCAGCUGACGCGGGUAGACGGCGGCGACGGCCGGCAGCAGGACGGCGACAGCAGCAGCAGCAGCACUACGACUAGCGCCGUGGCGCUGGCGCGGCGGUGCGCGCGAGGCAGAGGCCUCGUGGGACCGGCGGUCGACAUCGACCAGGCGGCGGACGCCGGGCUGUCCAUGAAGCGGUCGCUGCAGCUGUUCCUGCAGAAGCGCAAGGCCCGGACGGCCGCCGCCGCCGCCCCGCCCUACGCCGGCGGACGCCAGGCUCAGGCUGUCAGGCGAUGAGGCACUAACAGACCGCCCGGCCUUGCUGACGUCGUCCUCUGCUUGCUAGCUAGAUAAAAUACUACUAGUACCUGUUAUUAGUGCCUCAUCGCCUGACUUGAGGGGCAUCGCUCACAGUAUAUAUACGUAGUUUAUCUCUUUUUUUUCCCAACGUAAGAGGAAGACGUGGUUUGUUUGUUUGUUUUCGACGAGAUUGGAAUUUGAUUGGGUUCUGAUGCUGCCUGUUGUU
Zea mays is the source of this 961-nucleotide messenger RNA. Its product is annotated as Protein TIFY 5A. Lineage: Eukaryota; Viridiplantae; Streptophyta; Magnoliopsida; Poales; Poaceae. Bases 94 to 732 code for a protein of 212 amino acids. Gene Ontology annotation, cellular component: nucleus. The transcript is spliced from 2 exons. Gene Ontology annotation, biological process: regulation of jasmonic acid mediated signaling pathway; response to wounding; regulation of defense response. The record is from RefSeq and is marked inferred.